This is a messenger RNA of Callithrix jacchus (white-tufted-ear marmoset), 3561 nucleotides long. The record is from RefSeq and is a predicted model, not a curated record. Lineage: Eukaryota; Metazoa; Chordata; Mammalia; Primates; Cebidae.
GCAGCAUCUCACCUACCCUCCUUGACAUCUCCUCCCCGUGGUUCCAGCCAGACCCUAGAAGUCAGACUUGCAGACCAACAGGAGGACUUCCAGCUUUUCCUUUCCAAGAGGUCCCCAGUCCCCGGCUGCCCUCUUCCAGCCCCUACGGCCAGCUCAAGGAGGCACCAACGCUCUGAGGCUGCCGCACGGUGCAGCGUCGAGCAUCCCUGCCGAGGUCCUUUCUGCCCUCUGUCCCGCCUCACCCCGCUCCAUCACACCAGCCGGCCCUCUUUGCCUCCCCUUCCCAGAAUCGUUAUGCGCUCGGAUCCCACCAGUGCCUGGUACCAACCUCGCCCCACCCCGUCUCCGUACCUUCCCACGCCCCGGUGUCCCCCGCUGCCAUGAGCUCCCCCAUUAGCAAGAGCCGCUCGCUCGCCUCCUUCCUGCAGCAGCAGCGAAGUCCGAGGCAGCCCCCGAGACCCGUGACCUCUGCGGUGUGCACACCCCCUCAGCCACGAGAGGUGCCGGUCUGCCCGCUGGCAGCUGGUGGCGAGACUCAGAACGCGGCCGCCUUGCCGGGCCCCACCAACUGGCCACUGCUGGGCAGUCUGCUGCAGAUUCUCUGGAAAGGGGGACUCAAGAAACAGCACAACACCCUGGCGGAGUACCACAAGAAGUAUGGCAAGAUUUUCCGCAUGAAGCUGGGUUCCUUUGAGUCGGUGCACCUGGGCUCGCCGUGCCUGCUGGAAGCGCUGUACCGCACCGAGAGCGCGCACCCGCAGCGGCUGGAGAUCAAACCAUGGAAGGCCUAUCGCGACUACCGCAAAGAAGGCUACGGGCUGCUGAUCCUGGAGGGUGAAGACUGGCAGCGGGUCCGGAGCGCCUUUCAAAAGAAACUAAUGAAACCAGUGGAAGUGAUGAAGCUGGACAACAAAAUCAAUGAGGUCUUGGCUGAUUUUAUGGGCAGAAUAGAUGAGCUCUGUGAUGAAAACGGCCGCAUUGAAGACUUGUACAGUGAACUGAACAAAUGGUCACUUGAAAGUAUCUGCCUCGUGUUGUAUGAGAAGAGAUUUGGGCUUCUCCAGAAGAAUACGGGGGCUGAAGCUGUGAACUUCAUCAUGGCCAUCAAAACAAUGAUGAGCACGUUUGGGAGAAUGAUGGUCACUCCAGUCGAGCUGCACAAGAGCCUCAACACCAAGGUCUGGCAGGACCACACACUGGCCUGGGACACCAUUUUCAAAUCAGUCAAAUCUUGUAUUGACAACCGAUUGGACAAGUAUUCUCAGCAGCCUGGUGCAGAUCUCCUUUGUGACAUUUAUCACCAGAAUCAGCUUUCAAAGAAAGAAUUGUAUGCUGCUGUCACAGAGCUCCAGCUGGCUGCGGUGGAAACGACAGCAAACAGCCUAAUGUGGAUUCUCUACAAUUUAUCCCGUAAUCCCCAAGUGCAACAAAAGCUUCUUAAAGAAAUUCAAAGAGUAUUACCUGAGAAUCAGGUGCCACGGGCAGAAGCUCUGAGGAAUAUGCCAUAUUUAAAAGCCUGCCUGAAAGAAUCUAUGAGGCUUACCCCGAGUGUACCAUUUACAACUCGGACUCUUGACAAGGCAACAGUUCUGGGUGAAUAUACUUUACCCAAAGGAACAGUGCUGAUGCUGAAUACCCAGGUGUUGGGAUCCAGCGAAGACAAUUUUGAAGAUUCCAGUCAGUUUAGACCCGAACGUUGGCUUCAGGAGAAGGAAAAAAUCAAUCCUUUCGCUCAUCUUCCAUUUGGCAUUGGAAAAAGAAUGUGCAUUGGUCGCCGAUUAGCUGAGCUUCAACUGCACCUGGCUCUUUGUUGGAUUGUCCGCAAAUAUGACAUCCUGGCCACAGACAACGAGCCUGUUGAGAUGCUGCACUUAGGCACACUGGUGCCCAGCCGGGAGCUCCCCAUUGCGUUCUGCCAGCGAUAAGAUGCCCCAGAUGGUGGUAUUUGCUAAGAUCACAUCCAACUCAGGGAAGCGGACUGAAUGCUGAGAUCCAAGGCAUUCUACAGGGUUCACUGCUGGUUUACCCUUCACCUGCAUCAGCAGCAUCUUCAGGUGCUUACAAUGACCUGGGAGGCUGUUCUCUCUUGCAUCUUCCGUGACAUGAAAGGGAGGCUAGCACCUGUCAGUCACGUAGAGGUUACUAAUCGUUUCAGCCCCUGCCUACCACAUUCACUGCUGGAAUCUUUAAUUCCCAAGAAUAAGUUUACAUUUGACAAUAAAAGAUGUACAACAGCUAAAUUUUCUGGGGCUGGGAGUAACACUGACAAUCCAUUUACUGUAGCUCUGUUUAAUGUACUACUUAGGGAAAUACCUGCUUGAUAGUGUAAGCCAAGCUAAAUGAUGGUUAAAGUUACCAGGCCUCCCAUGAAAUUGCGUUCUUCCUGCAUUGCAAUAAAAACGUUAUUUGGAAAUUAGAGAACACCUCUAUUUUUAAAAGGACUUUAAUGAAGUCAAACAUCUUCUAAGACUAGUGACUUACUAUGGCAUUAUUUUGUUAAAAGACCUUAAAAUUCUUUAUUUCUCUUUUUUUUUUUUUUUUUUUUGAGAUGGAGUUUCACUCUUGUUACCCAGGCUGGAGUGCAUGGGUCUCGGCUCACCGCAACCUCCACCUCCUGGGUUCAGGCAAUUCUCCUGCCUCAGCCUCCUGAGUAGCUGGGAUUAUAGGCACGCGCCACCAUGCCCAGCUAAUUUUUUGUAUUUUUAGUAGAGACGGGGUUUCACCAUGUUGACCAGGAUGGUCUCGAUCUCUUGACCUCGUGAUCCACCCACCUCGGCCUCCCAAAGUGCUGGGAUUACAGGCUUGAGCCACCACGCCCAGCCAAAAUUCUUUAUUUCUUAAUGUAAUUCCUUUAUGGCAUUGAGGUAUGGAUGAAGCAAUAGUUUUUAAAUUGAGUUUGUGCAUAUGAAGCACAGACAUGCCUGUGUGUGUGUGUAUGUGUGUGUGUUUCUGGGUGGGUCUGUGUGUAUGUGUGUUCUACUAGCAAUUUGCCUCAGUCAUUUUUUUAAAUAUUUGCAGUACUUGAUUUAGAAUCUGUGGUGCAGGGCAAUGUUUCAAAGUUUAGUUACAGCUUAAAAAUAUUCAGUGGAAUUUUAACAUUAUAAAAUGAGUUCCCAUGCCUUAAUUUUUCUGUCUAUUCAAUGGGACAAUUGUAAAGCAUGCAAAAGCUAGAGAUUUGUUAUAUAACAUUUGUUUUGUGAUUUGAACUCUUAGGAAAAAUAUGAUUCAUAAAUGUAAAAUGCAUAAAAAUGCAUGCAAUAUUUAUAACUUAAAAAUUGGGUUUACAGAUGGUUUAUUUGUGCAUAUUUUUAGUACUGCUUUUCCUAAAUGUAUACUGUAUAUAAUUCUGUAUAUUUGAUAAAGAUUUCCCUUCCUAGGUUAUAUUUUUAGACUAUUUCAGAAAUAUACAUUUAUGUCUUUAUAUUUUAAUAAAUAUGUACAUAUCUAGGUAUAUGCUUUCUCUCUGCUGUGAAAUUUUUAGAAUUAUAGAUUUACAUGUCUUGUCAGAUUUCAUCUGUAUACCUUCAAAUUAUCUAAAAGAAUAAAAGUUUUUAAAAUAUU